AUGUCGAAGACGCUUUCUCGCGUUGUCUUUGUAGGCAACAUCCCUUACGACUCUGCCGCUUCAGCAGUUCGAAACCUGAAUGAUUACGAGACGAUGGGUCGCAAGUUGAGGGUUGACUUCUCUAACGAAGGAGGUACCGACGACAAUGAUUUCAACCAAGGUCGCGAUGGUCUCAGCUUCGGUGCCCCGAACACCUAUGGCCAAGCAGCACCUGCCGCUCCACAAGCCAGCACCCUUCCUCCGCUUCCUCCUGGCAAGGAACUGCCCGCCAACAUUACCGCGACCGACGCCAUCUCUCGCACGCUCAACACGCUCCCUCCUUCGCAGCUUCUUGAUAUUUUGACACAAAUGAAAGCCUUGGCUUCCAAUGAUCCGGCCCGCGCAACGGAGCUUCUUCAACAGGCUCCCCAGCUGUCCUACGCCGUCUUCCAGGCCCUUCUCCUUAUGGGCCUUGUCUCGCCAGAGGCAAUUCAUAGUGUCCUCGAGCCCAGCAGCGGUGUGCCAGCGCCUCAGGCUCUUCCGGCCGGUUUCCCACCCCAGGGCGUACCUGGAUACCCGCCCGCCGGCGCGACCAACACUCCGCCUGUUGCGGCGACACCCUAUCCUGCGCCACCGCAACCAGUGUACGGCGCUCCCGCUCCCGCCCCUGCGCCUGCGCUGGGCCAUGACACAGACGCACUCAUGAGGCAGGUCAUGGAACUCCCAAUCGAGACAAUCAACACUUUGCCUGAAAGCGGAGCGCGCCCAGAUCAUGGCGUUACGCGCACAGUUCCAGCAACAGAGGCGCUAGAACCAUGGGCCACGUUGAAAGAUUCAGACUCGGCCCGCAAUUACGCAAGCCCAGUUGUCACGGCAGUCGCCGAGCAAGAAAGACGAAGGAGCCGCUCACAUGCAAAUCUCAAGCCGGAACGAGGCUUGUAUGCCAUCUUGCAACUGGUCUCAAGCAUCAAGGCACAGCCAGAUGUCUGGAAAUGA
Verticillium alfalfae VaMs.102 is the source of this 975-nucleotide messenger RNA. RefSeq names its product RNA-binding protein. Gene Ontology annotation, cellular component: mRNA cleavage and polyadenylation specificity factor complex. The record is from RefSeq and is a predicted model, not a curated record. The transcript has 4 exons. The coding region runs from base 1 to 975 and encodes 324 amino acids. Gene Ontology annotation, molecular function: mRNA binding. Lineage: Eukaryota; Fungi; Ascomycota; Sordariomycetes; Glomerellales; Plectosphaerellaceae.